This is a messenger RNA of Asparagus officinalis (garden asparagus), 618 nucleotides long. RefSeq lists its product as uncharacterized. The record is from RefSeq and is a predicted model, not a curated record. The coding region runs from base 247 to 618 and encodes 123 amino acids. Lineage: Eukaryota; Viridiplantae; Streptophyta; Magnoliopsida; Asparagales; Asparagaceae. Gene Ontology annotation, cellular component: membrane; GPI-anchor transamidase complex. Gene Ontology annotation, biological process: attachment of GPI anchor to protein; protein localization to cell surface. The transcript is spliced from 6 exons.
AUCUAUGAGCUUUCUGUGCUUUUGCAUGGGUUCUGUUCUAUAAUUUUCCAAACCAACUUUUUCUUAUAGUCUGCAGUAGGAAGCACACAUGACAUGAAGACUAAUCUUAGGAGCUUGACUUUGUUAAAGUCUUCAAUUUACCUAGGGAAAUUGGACACUUGAGACUUGGCAUCCCUUGUAUUCUUAUGGAAUCCUUUGGCAAUAAUCACCUGUGUUGGCUCAUCAACAUCACCAAUUGACAAUUUGAUGGUCGUAUUGGCCAUCUAUGGAGCUUGUUCACGUAUAGUUCCCUUGGCAGCCUUUGGAUGGGUUAUGGCGACACACUUGUCACUUUAUCCUGCAAUCCUGAUUGUACCGGAUAUCUCCCUUCAGACAUCUCAUUGGCUUCUUUUACGUGUGAGAUAUGACAAACCAUGGCAUGAGUGCCUUGAUCUGCAAUCAUUUAUGGACUUGGUACUACAUUCAAGUAACGGAAACACACUAAAAACAGUACUUAUGCUUGCCGAUCAAAUGAUCAAUCGAGUUGAAUAUAUGCGGAAUCAGUGCCAUAGAUACAUAACCGUCUUCUUUGGUAAAAAAAACUAUUGGCGUAGAUCACAAAUAAAACCAUCCCCAUAG